Drosophila navojoa is the source of this 3822-nucleotide messenger RNA. RefSeq names its product centrosome-associated zinc finger protein CP190 (gene Cp190). The record is from RefSeq and is a predicted model, not a curated record. Gene Ontology annotation, biological process: regulation of transcription by RNA polymerase II. NCBI's taxonomy places the organism in Eukaryota, Metazoa, Arthropoda, Insecta, Diptera, Drosophilidae. Gene Ontology annotation, molecular function: protein binding; RNA polymerase II cis-regulatory region sequence-specific DNA binding; DNA-binding transcription factor activity, RNA polymerase II-specific.
AUGGGUGAAGUGAAGUCCGUGAAAGUAGAUAACUGGGGCGUCUUUUUUCUGCAGAAGCUCCAGAAUUUCUUUAAUAAAACGGACUAUUGCGAUUUAACGCUGCAGUUUCGUGACAAUUCACAGUUGAAAGUGCAUCGCCUCGUUUUAAGCGCUUGCACAGAUUAUUUUAAUGUGCUGGAGCAAACUUGCGACAUAAUAGACGACGCACUCAUAAUGCCGAGCGAAUUUCAAGCCGAUGUCGUUGUGCCCAUCGUCAAUUUCAUGUACACGGGCACACUUGAGUUUGAGCUUAAAAUGUAUGGCAAACUGUUGCGCACCGCCAAAGAGAUGAAUAUGACCGUGUUGCUGAAGCUAUUGGAAGCCCAUCGACGCACAAUGGAGAAUGUGAAUCGGCAGCAAAGACCUCCCAGUCCGAAGGGUAUACGCCGUCGUCCUAUGGUACCCAGCAGCAAUACCCCGGCCGCCCAGCAACGUGUGUCCAUAUCGACACCACCGAAUCGCAUUGGUUCCAGUCCGGGCAACAGUAACGCGGGACGUACGAAUGUGCAACAAUCGCGUGCUGUAAAUACCCCCGCAAUCUUGCGAUCCGGUGGCAUCAGCAAUCGCACACAAUAUGGGGAGACAACAUCCACAAGCUCAUAUGUCAAACAGGAGCCCACUUCGCCGUUCGAACAACUACGCAAGGGUUACAACAACAAUAAGAGACCGGCACAAACGAGCCUCUUGUCACCGCCGUCAAAGAAACCCAGCCUGGAGGAGGUCAAAGAAUUUGCGGAACAGCAGCGCAUGCGCAAACAAAUCGCCGCAGAAUAUGGUGACCAUGGCGAUCCCGAAUAUGAUAGCAGUAUGCUGUACGAUGAUGUGCACACUGGCGAUGAUGAUGACGAUGAUAUGCCUCCACAGCCAUCGACAUCUAAGCAGCAACAACAACAGCAGACCCAGCAACAGUCCGGAGGGACGCAAACCCAAAUGGAACAUGGCACAACAACCAUCAUUCUGAAGCAGGAUUCCCCAAGCCAAACGCCGACGAUUAUUGUCAAAGAUUCGUCGAACACCAAGCUGAAUCAUACUAAAAUAAUAGCCGAGGUGCUCCGUCAAUAUCCGCACAUUGUCAAGGGCCACAAGAACAUAAAGCUGAAAAUAUUACCCAAUAGUCCGGUCGAGAAAGCAGCUACGACAGUUAAACGUGCAUCGCCGGCACCAGUUGGAUCGCCAGCUGGUCCCACAUCGCCACACAAGAAGCUGCACGUUUCAUUCAAACCAGACAAACCAAUGAUAACAACACAGCAGCAGCAAAGGUCCACACAGAAAUUGACGACGGCUCAGCCAGCAGCAGUCGAGGCAGCACCACAGCCAGUCGCGUCGGCAGCGGCAACCUCCACCACGUCCGCUGCAUCAUCAACAGGGCAAAAGCGGCGCAUUGAUAGCAAGACGAUGCAUGCGUUAAUAGCACAGGGUGCCGAGAACACAACAGGUCCGUGGUUGUGUCUGCGUUGCGGCGUUAAUGGACGGCCAAUAAGCAUUCCAUCAUAUCGUGGCUUCCGUCGCCAUUUGAUCAACACCCACAAGGAGACAAUAGAUCCGGCGCUAUGUGAGCAUUGUGGCUGGCGAUCUGCGAACAAUCGGGAAUUGCAUUUCCACAUGCACACAGAGCAUCAGAUUAAAUCGCUGCUAUACAACUUCGCGGAGUGCGUCCUGUGCAACCAAACUUACUUGACCAAGAACGAGCUGGAGCAGCACAUCAACGAGGCGCACACGGAUGAAAAUAAGCAACAGUGCAUUUAUUGUUGCAAGGUGUUUGCCCAGGAGCUGCAGCUGUAUAGGCAUAUGAAGAACUAUCACAAGGCACAGGCGCUGGAGGAUGGCAUCAUUGAUGAGACCGAUGAGGAGUAUCUGGGCUCGCAGGACGAAGACGGACAGAUGGAAGAUGAGGAGCAGGAGGAGGAGGAAGUGGAAGAGGAGCCAAUGCAGGAGCAAAAGGUGCGCAUUUUAUCCGACAUCAGCUUGCCAGCGACCAGUGCCAUUGUACAGCAACAGACCCGCGAAGAGCCCGAUGAGGGGAACGUGACAGAGGAGGAGCAACUCAUGCAGUCGCCAAAUCCAGAGCAGGAAGUCAAGUUUGUCGGCGCCGAUGGCAAUGAGGUCGAGUUGACUGAUGAACAGCGCAAGGAGAUAUUGUCCCAGCUGAAUCAGCAACAGGCAGGCGCUCCAAGCGGGGGUGUUGUCAUGGUGCUUAGUGAGCCAGAAGUGGAUGCAAAGCAGGAAAGCGAUGCGAAAUCCUUAACGGGCACCGAAGAGGAAUAUGAUGACAGUCAGAUUUAUAGUGAGCUAGCCGCCACCGGGUCUGUGGAGAGUAACAGCAAAAAGAGUGAGGCGGCCGAUGAAAGUAAGGAGUCCAUAGAUAAUCUGGAAUGGGCCGAGAAUUUAAUAUCAAAGCAUGACUUGGAAACAGAUCAGAAUAGCAAAGAACCAAAGGCAGAAAAGGGCCGCGAUGACAUUAGUGAAAAGCUUAAAGAGCUAACGGGCGAAUGGACCGAGGAUGAGAAUGAGGAUGAGGAUAACAUAGAUGACAAGCCUGCGACAUCAGAGCUAGCAUCUAUUGUACAAACAGAAACAAACACUGAGAAGCAGGUGGCAGUAUCAACAGUUGCUGAGGCAGCCGCAGAGGAACCAGAGCCGGAAGAUGACAUUGAUCUGGCGCUAGAAAGCUUGCACAAGGGUGGUGGCGAGACAGAUGAAACAGAGGCCGUUGCCAAGAAAACGGCAGCUGCCACCACCAGCAACGCAACUGAAAUAAGUCAAGGUGAACCAGAAGCAGCGGAAAAAGUAGCAGCAGAUGAGCAGCCUAUUAAGAAGGAAGAUGACGAUAAGAAAGAACGUGAACCUGAGGAGGAAUUCAUUAAGGAGGACGUGCCAACAUCAAUCGAGGCCAACGCCGAAGCCGAACCCGAACCUGAAACCGACGAUAUCAUUAAUGAAAGCAUUGAAGAAAAUUCUGCUCCUACAGACACCGCCUCUGGUAUUGAUGAUGUGAACUUGGAGACAGAAAAUAUUCGGAAAGUGUUGAUCGACGAAUUGAUUGCUGAAGCAGGAGCGCCUGGAGCCGAUGUUGAUGUGGAUGCCGACGCAGUAACUGGUGAACAAGAAUUGACCGAAGUUUCGCCUACUCAGCUAGCUGAGGUAGAUGGAUCCGAUCAGACACUUCAAGCUGAGGCAACCAAACCUGUUGAGGCUGUAGAUGAAUCAAUAGAAAAUAAUAAUGAGAAAAAAUGCGACGAGACAACAACAACAACAGUGGUAGAAUCGGCUGCUGCCACCGAGGAGAAACCAAACACCAGCGAUGCAGUUGCCGUCGAUGGCAAAGAUGAGGCGCUGACAGCAGGUACACAAGAGAAAUUGAAGAGUCUCAUGAAUGAGUGGGUGGACGAUGAUGAUGAUAAUGAGGACGAGAAUGGGGUUACUGCUGCGACGAAAGAGCAACUCUAAUUACUAGAUUUAUUUAUGUUUUAAGCUAAUUUUCAUAUGCCAGUGCUACUAUUCAAGCAACUGAAUAACAUGGAUUCAACAUGGAGAUCGUGGUUUAUAUGCAGAUUUAUUUGUGAAUGUCAUGAUCAAUGAAUAGCUAUGGCAAAAGAAUUUUGGUUUCGAUUGUAAAUUAAAAACUGUUUCAAUGGUACUUCUUUUUGAGACAUAUUUGUAAUUGCACCGGAUUUCCGCAACUUAUAGAAAUAGUAACAAAAAUAAAAUAUAUCAUAUAUUUUACGCAUGUGAAGCACAUAGUAACAAAAUCGAUUUGCGUAUUUGAUAGACAAACCAAUCGAG